UUUCUCCCUCUUAACAAAAGGAGCAGCAUAAACAAAAGAAGAACCGAAACGGACAAUAUUAUAAUUAAAUCGUUUUGUUUAUACUCAUGCUGAGUGUUUUGUGUGUGUGGUGUGCCACUUUUACCAACUUUAGAUGCUUACAACUGUGUAUUACACGGAUCUCUAGCUUUCUUUGGAUGUGCUGUGAAAUUGAGAGUUUUUCGGUGCUUUUUAUACGAGAAAAGAAUCGAAAUUUGCAACUCAAGAAAUCGCAUUAAUUGAAAACGCUGCGUGUGAACUUUUCGGCCCCGCAUAAACACAUGAAUAGAUAACGAAUCUGCCACUGUAUGGGAUCGUUUAUAGCCCCCCAGAGAACCCUCGAAUCGAACUGAACCGACCCGAACACUCUGUGAUUGACAAAUUAACGCAUUCAUUUUGAUUAGCAUCUGUAUCUACUCGUAUCUGUUCGAUAGCUGAGGGUUCUGUUUCAAUAGUUCCAGCGAUUAACGAUCCCACAGUCAGAUCACAGUUUCGGUUGUGUCCGUCCCCUAUUCGGUGUCUCGAUUGUCUAUAGAUUGGCAUUUUACAGCAUUCGCGUUCGCCGAACCUCAAUUGCGGAAAGCUCUAUACAUAAACGAUCUUUAGUCGUACCGCACAGAUAUAUAGCUAAUAUAUAGUAAAAGCAACCGUGACGCAUCAUCAUCAUCACAUUGAGAUCGCGUCUAGUGGGUGGCGGUGACAAAAACAAGAAGCGAAACCCAGCCACUAAUUUCAACUAAUUUCAAACACUUGGCUAAAUGCGUGAUCGUCACUUGGCCAAAAUGCCGCGUGGAGGAACAACAACAGCGCGCUAUGAGGAGGAUCCAGACAAUGCCUGGAACUGCUGCUCCUGGUGCGAGUACUUGCUGAUCGUGAUCCUUUCCACCAUUCUGCUGGUGGGAGUCCUGGUGUUGACCCUCUUCUGGGUGAUGUUCUAUCGCGAUGGCUUCGCCUGGUCGGAGAGCCCCAAGCAGCAGUUCAAUCUGCAUCCCAUCCUGAUGAUUGCCGGUUUCGUCACUCUCUCUGGAUUUUCCAUCUUGAUCUAUCGCCUGUGCCGGUGCGUGAAGCAUAUCUAUGUGAAGCUGAUCCACAUGUUCUUUCACGCCAUUGCCAUUCCGUGCAUCGCCCUGGGUUUCCUCUCCGUCUUCGACUCCCACGAGGCGUUGCAAAAGGUGAACUUCUACAGCCUGCACUCUUGGCUGGGUUUCGUGACUAUGGGCAUGUUUGUGCUGCAGUUUGUGAUCGGAUUCUUCAGCUUUCUGGUGAUGCUCUGCUGUGAGAACAAGACCUACAGCUGCCGCUCCGCCAUGGUGCCUAUACACGCCAGUCUGGGUCUGGCCAACUUCUGGCUGGCCAUUGCCACAUCUGUUACGGGUCUCAUUGAGAAGGAGCGCGAGACGGUGGCCGAAACGAACGUCAGCGCCGAAAACAAGCUCAUUGAGCAUUACAUCACCAGUGCCAUUGGCAUCACUCUGAUCUUCAUCGGCAUCAUCGUCACCUUUGCGGUGCGACGGUCCAACGCUCCCGCCUCGGCCAAAGUCUACGUAACCGAACGCAUUUAGGAUGUCGGCUGCCCCCCAGCUGGCCCCGCCAACCACAGCCAGUGCAGGAAGAGCGUCUCAAACGGAAAAUGUAUCCAAGGAUUAUCUGUGGUUCCGUUGUGGAUUCAGAGCUUUGAACCAAUGUCGUCCUAUUGAAAGGCUUAGCACAAACAGAUCACGCUUCUGCAUACUCUUUCUAGACAUACCUGUUAUAACGUUUUAUAUGCCAAAUUGAAUUCCCUUCAUAUACAUAGACUACUCUACUGCGUAAAUCAAAAACUUUUCUCACCCAUCCAAUGGCAGUUUAAACUCCUAAGUAGAUUUGUAGGUUUAGGAAUCUCAGAGCAAUCGCAUUACCACUUGGUAGACAGUGAAAGUACCCGACCAGAUCGAAUCAGACCCGACCAAACGCAGGCAAAAAAUAAUCAAAAUUUAAGUGUUCAGCUGAAGUUGAUCGUACAUUACAAUACAUACAUGAUUAGCCAGUUUUUUGGUACUAUAGUAGAAUUUUGAUAUAAGCCAAUGUAUGUAUUCAGCAGAUAAUACAACUAAUCUAUGUACUAUACCAGAUAAAGAGUACACUUUACACAUUUAUUGUAGAUUCAUAUUGUCGCAUUUGAUGUUUCUCAGUAUAAGCUGUAAACCAAUUUUACAAAUAAAUCAUACUUUCCCCA
Drosophila pseudoobscura is the source of this 2233-nucleotide messenger RNA. It is a transcript of the gene nemy, whose product is annotated as no extended memory. Bases 777 to 1580 code for a protein of 267 amino acids. Gene Ontology annotation, molecular function: oxidoreductase activity. Lineage: Eukaryota; Metazoa; Arthropoda; Insecta; Diptera; Drosophilidae. The record is from RefSeq and is a predicted model, not a curated record. The transcript has 5 exons.